AUGGAGCAAAACAAGCUUAGACUCAACGGAGCGAGGUGUCUGCGCUCAGGAGUAAAAGAAACACCUUCCUUCCCUCACAUCCCCGCGGCGCGCACCCGUCGGCGCCGAGCGCGCAGCCCGCUCCGCCGCCGCCUCUCCGCCCCGCCGCCUCUCGGCCCCGCCGCCGCCGCCGCCGCCGCCGGGCAGGUAACUUCACGCGCUCAUUGUGCCCCCGCCCGCACCCCCAUCCCCGCCUCCGCGCCCCUCGCCGCCGGCGCGCGCUCGGCUCCGGGUCCGGGGCGCCUUACUGGAGACCCCGGUGGCUCUGGGUUUAGUUUAUUUCCUCCACCUUGGAGCCCGGGACGGGGAGGGGAUCGAGGGGACCGGACGGGAGGGGGCGCGCGCCGGGCCGGCGGGGUGGGCAGCGCCGCGGGACCCGCGCCCCGUGGGCUCGGGGGCUGCAGCUGGGCCGAGGCUGAAGGCGGGCGUAGGGGAGGUAGAGGAGGAAGCUCGCCGGGCGGCCACGGCGCCGGGCGCCGGGAGGACCGAGCGGGCCGAGCCGCGCUGCUCAGGGCAGGGAGGCUCACACAAAGGGGCGGCGAGCCCGGGCUCCGCGGCCUGGGCGCCGCGGGGAGCGCAGCGAGGGGGCGCUGUGGGGCGCACCCGGCCCGCGGCCCCGCGGCCCCGCCCCGGCCCGGCCGGGCCACCGCACCCCGCCCCACUCCGCGCGCGUCCCCACGCCGGCCCGCGCUGCCCGCUCUCCUCUCUGUCCCCCCACCGCUGUCCCGAGCGCCCCGGGCCCACACCCUCCACUCCUCGGUGCGCGCGGCAGCCGUGACUUUUCUGCGCCGCGCGACCCCUGUGCGCACCGGAGUGAGCCUUGUCCGCGCGCGCUCAGGCCGAGCCUCGAACCGGCGGGGAGAGCGGGUCCCCGGCCCGGCCCGCCUCGCUGUCACCCUCGCCCCUCGGGAGAAUGUGGGGAGGCUGAGGCUCCCUUGGGGACUACAGAGUCCGGGGGAGUGAGUGAUUCCCAGGGUGAUAAGGAAGCGGUGAUCAAGGUCGGGCUAGGGGGAACACUUGGGACAUUACCACUGCACGCCUAGUAGUGCUCUUGGCGGUGCCAGGAAGACCUGGAGUCCGCCUCCCCGCUUCUCAGGUUGGCAGAUGGGGUGUCCACAUCACCAGUGAGGUUUUGUCCUUUUGAUUCCCCUAACCUGCAAACUUGGAACUUCGUUUAUCUGGAUGGCUGAGACAGCCAGGGCACAUUUAGCCCCUCCCCUCCUCACCCCCUUCCUACGGGAAUUGCAAGCAGGAGUGGGAGGUAUUUACUUUCUCAGGAGUGAGAAGCCACACACAGGCACAGAGGAGCCCAGGAGCCGGGAAGGAUCUAGGAAGUUAUACAUUUCCACACCUGGCCUCAAAGAAGAGGCUGAGAACUUUGGACUGCUCUGCGCCUGCUCCCUUUUAGUACAUGGUGACUGCCAGUGGCAGUGUACCUUUUCCUGGCCUUGUGUCCAAACGGCGGUUAAGUAUAAGCAGAAAGAUCUGGAAGUCACUACAAAAUAUAAUAAAAUGAGCAUUUCGGGACGUCUCCUGUACGCAGAAUUGCUCUGGAAACCUGUAAUGUAUUGCUUUGCAACCUGACCGUCCUCUCUUACCUGGAGCCAUUGUUUCCUUCUGGUCAGUAUUUCUGACCCAUAUUGAUUUCUGUUUGACAACCCUGUGAAUUUGCGGAGAAUGAAACACAAUGGUUCAGGACUGGAAUCAUACUGUCAACCUCUUGACACCUGAAGAGGGUGAUACUCGCCAUUCUCAAAGCAUGCGGCUUCUGUAUCCCUCCGAUUCCUAACCUAAGGCCUGGUUUCUACAGUGUGGUGUCCUUGUGGUGUGUUAGUGUUUGCAUGCUGAAGAGAUGACCCGUUGAAAACCAAAAGCUCAUAACUCCAAUUACUUGUGCAAUACAAGUGGAUAAAUACUCUUGUAAUAGUGCCCCGCCCUAUGCCUAUCAUAUUCCACUGAAUAAAUCUCAAUUUAGAAACUAAAGAGGCAUUUUAUUAUGUUUGAAUUUGUAGGACCUUCAGCUGCAUAUCCUAAGUUGAUUCAUUUAAUUGUUUAUUCCCUGUAUUUUACACACUGAAGACACAAAGGACCGGAAAAAAAACACGGAUGUGAUAUACUGUGCUUGGUUCCCCAGGAGCAUGUGAAGCUUCUGAGUGAAGAGAUGCUACUUCCCUUGUCCUGGUGGUCAGCAAGCUGGGAAGCACCUGCGUGAAGAGAAAACACAAAUGGAAAACACAGCCCAAAAAAGCAGAGAGAACGGGAGCUGUCAGGAGAGUAGCGUCAGAGAUCACAAAGGAAGAUUCACCCCAGGAGAUGGGUAGACAUUAUUCUUCUCUUCAUGCAGUUGGUGGUCUGUUUAACAAAUACUACUUGAGUAUUUGCACCAUGCUGGUCACAGGGACAGACUCUGAGUCCACAAAAGCUCCAGGUCGUCUGCUGCAAAGCUUCAACUGUAGCUCAUUUGGUCUCACUUUCAACUCUGUGUCCUUUUGCUGUUUUCAGAAUCACAGAUUCCUAUUUCCAAUUGUCUACCAAUGAUACCUGGCUGUAUUUCUGCAGGUCCUCAAACUCAGCAUAUACCCACCAAUUUAAAUAAACACAAUGUAUCUAUAAAUCAUUUUCCCUUGGAAUACAUAUGUCAUGUAACAGUCAUGUUUAAUAUUCUGCUGUGACAAUUAACCUUAGUUCUCUUCCUGUUUGAACUCUCCUCUGGACAAUUGCUAGAGCAUCCCAUUGUGUGUCUUCUCUGCUGAUUCAGAUUUACAAAUACACUAUGUCUAUGUUAUUGAAGAUACCUGGAGCACACUAGUAUCUUGACUAAAUAUCUCCAAGAGCUUUCUAAAAACCCCAGUACACCAAACUAUUGAUGGUCCUGACAAUUCCUUCAUGUACUUGCAUUGUUUUCAUGCAUUUGCAGCUAAUGUUACCACUGUCCAAGAAGAACUUCCCCACCACUCUGUGUGUAUGUAUCAUCCUGUUACCUUCAGAUCAAACACAGUAUUAUCCCUCAGUGCAUAAUAGAGGGUGUCACAUACACACCCCUUUUCUACUGUAAAUUUUUAUGUUAGCAUAAUAGCAGCUGAUCCUGUGUCUCUGUACUUUUCUCUGAGGGAUACAGGAAGCAAUCUAUGUUUUUAUCCACUUGCUAUGAUGGAAGGCAAGGUGUGUAUAUGCAUACAAAAUUGUCAAACUGGGAUUUACAUCCAUAUUGUGCUCCAUGGAGUAGUUUUUGUGUAUGUUUACCAGAGCAUUAUAGAGGAUAUAAUACAUCCACAUCACUAUAGGAUUUGUUUUAUAAAAAAUUUUUUUGAUAUUCUGGUAGAAGUAGCCCAGUUCAGUACAAUGGCACAUGAAAAACCAGAUUUGCAAGUUUUAGAGUAGGUCAAAAGUGAAUCACCAGAUUACUCAUGCAUGGAUGAUGAUGAUCCAUUAUGAUAAAACACGCUUUCAUAACAGAACUGUGGUGUCGUUGGAUGAUGAUGGUGAUGGUGAUGAUAAUUAUGACUUUGAUGCUGGCAAUAUGAGCCAACAUUUCUGUGAUAAUGAAAUGAAGCAAGAAUAGACUGAUACAGACAAAAGGAAGUAUACCACCUUGAUUCAGAUAACAAAGAAAACAAUGUGAGUACAUGUUUGAUAGUUGCAAUGUUGCAAAAUGGUCAUGCAACUAAAAGGUACAAGCCAAUAUUAGAAGUUGGCCUAAAAAUAUAGUAAAGGUUUUGGCAGGAGUGAAAUGUAUUAGACAGAAUGCCAGGACUGCUGUUCGGUGUUGGGAAUUGUAAUGGAUGAAAUGCUACAAGAUGCUGUGAAUACAAUAAAACAUUCUGUAACACCAUAGCCAUAUUCAAAAACAUAUUUAUUAUGACACCUUACUAGCUGAAUGGAAACACUCACAGAUCUGCUUGUACUUAGCAGGGCUUUCUCAUGGUGAUCGCAGGAAUAUAAAAGACUUAUGUAAGUGUUGGGUCAACAUAUGGUGUAAAAGCUUAUGCCCUUGUAGAUAUGGAGACUUACUAUGCUUUCGAUUUGGAAAUUUAUCCUGGAAGUCAGCCAUCAAUGCCUUAUUUGUACAAUAAUAUACUAAAUGAUGUUGUAAACAGAUUUUUGCUCCCAUUUUCAAAGAUAAUUCAGAAUGUGACGUUUGACAACCAACUGGUUUACCAGUUUCCAGUCCUAACAGGGCACAGGUUGACCAGCAUAGGAACUGUACACAAGACCAAAACAGAAAUUCAAAAUGAAAUGUCACAAUUAAAAAACGGAGAAUUGUAUAGCAUAAUGUAUGGAUUUCAGAAAAAUUUACAUUGGCCCCCUAUGUGGCAAACAAAACAAACUGGUACUGCUGAUGUGAACAUUGCAUCAUGAUGGAAAUAUUUGUGAGGAAAUCUUGACAAAACAAAAACCCUAAAUGGAAACUUUUCUCAACCAAACCAAACACAGAGUAGAUGUUGUUGAUGAAUUAUGCAGCUACUAUUAUGUCACUUGAAACACAAAGCACUGGUCAGUGGUUGUGCUUUCCUCAAUCCUAAACAAGUGUGGCAUAGUCUGAUAGUUUACAAAGAAAAUACAAGUGCAAAAUACCACAGAGAAAUUUUCUUAGAGUAUUGGAACCCAUAAGAGAUAAUUUUUAGCAGAGGAAAAACACAAUGUUUCAGCCCAGGGAAGUACACAAACAAUUGUGACCUCACUGGUGAGCUAACAGAAGAACAGGCAGGUGCAGUGUCCCAAAGACAGACUAUGACAACAGAAAAGCCAAAUUGAUGUCAACUGUGCCCUACAAGAAAGGAGAGGAAAAUGAGACAUAUAUUCUAUCAGUGUAAGUGAUACUUGUGCAUGGAACAUGCAACCUUCAUGUGUGAAAUCUGCCUUGGUGUGACAAUUGAAGCCAAUAUUAUUUUUGUUGGAGAGUUCUUUUGAUAUUUUCAUUUUAGUUCACAUAGGUUUUUAUUUCUGAUGUUAUCUCUUAGGUUUUGUAAGCAAGUAAAUAGUUGACAUGAAAAAUGAUGUCUAUUCUAAGAACUCAUUACACAUUGUUGGAUACUUUAUUGAUAUAUUAUUUGCCUGGUAUGUGCUUGCUGUACAACAUAGUAGGAGGCACCAGACAAAAAGAAGAGAAUGGAAGUGAGGAGAAUGACCUGCCACACAGGAAAGGAAAGAAAGGCACAUGUGCUGUCUGUGAAAGUGAGACAUGUGCAUGGAAUAUCCAGUGUCAUGUGUGAAGACUGCCUGGGUCUGACUGCAAGCGCACAUUGUUUCUGUGGUAGGCUCUUGCUUGUGUUCACAUUACUGCUCAAAUAGAUUUUUAUUUCUGAUGUUCUUUGUUAGGUUUUGUAAGCAAUUAUACAGCUGAUUGGAAAAUGUUGGUUUAUUCUAAGCACUCAAUACACAUUUGGUGUUUUGUCUUA
Cavia porcellus (domestic guinea pig) is the source of this 5438-nucleotide messenger RNA. Its product is annotated as collagen, type I, alpha 1a-like. The transcript has 4 exons. The record is from RefSeq and is a predicted model, not a curated record. NCBI's taxonomy places the organism in Eukaryota, Metazoa, Chordata, Mammalia, Rodentia, Caviidae. The coding region runs from base 1 to 1002 and encodes 333 amino acids.